CACUGGCACGCAAAGGAGUGCCUGAGAGAGCCCAGCUACAGGAAGGGAAACGGGAAGGGCACAGGGGAGUGGACAGGAAGGAAUCAGGAGGGACUAAUGAGAGGACCGGUUUAGUAGGGUGCUCUUGUUGUUAGGACCCGGGACUCGCCGCAGCUCAGACCUUCAUUCCUCAGAAGAACCAGCUGCAGUCCUAGCUAUGCUCGCUGCUGUGGGCUCCCUGAUAGCCACGAUCUGGGCAGCGCUCCAUCCCAGGACUCUGCUAGUAGCUGCAGUCACCUUCCUGCUCCUGGCUGACUACUUCAAAAACCGGCGCCCCAAGAACUAUCCCCCGGGGCCUUGGGGUCUGCCGUUCGUGGGCAACAUAUUCCAGUUGGACUUUGGGCAGCCGCACCUCUCAAUCCAGUCGUUUGUGGAGAAAUAUGGGAAUAUUUUUAGCCUGAAUCUUGGUGACAUAACUUCAGUGGUCAUAACUGGACUGCCCUUAAUCAAAGAAACCUUUACUCACAUGGAACAAAACAUUUUGAACCGGCCUCUCAGUGUUAUGCAAGAACGUAUCACCAAUAAAAAUG
Messenger RNA from Grammomys surdaster, 569 nucleotides. RefSeq names its product cytochrome P450 2J6-like. The transcript has 2 exons. The record is from RefSeq and is a predicted model, not a curated record. Gene Ontology annotation, molecular function: heme binding; iron ion binding; oxidoreductase activity, acting on paired donors, with incorporation or reduction of molecular oxygen, reduced flavin or flavoprotein as one donor, and incorporation of one atom of oxygen. NCBI's taxonomy places the organism in Eukaryota, Metazoa, Chordata, Mammalia, Rodentia, Muridae. The annotation marks the transcript as partial.